Molecule: messenger RNA, 2076 nt
Organism: Plasmodium reichenowi
Lineage: Eukaryota; Apicomplexa; Aconoidasida; Haemosporida; Plasmodiidae
Exons: 1
Coding region: 1-2076 (691 amino acids)
Source: RefSeq, a predicted model, not a curated record
AUGAACAAAAUAAUAUUUUUUAUAUUAAAUCGUAAGAAAUAUCUUUAUAAGAUUUCGGGAAAUAAUUUUUGUACAAACAAAAUUGUAGACAAUAUUGGAAUGAAAAGAUUUUAUAAUAGCACAGGGAAAGAAUAUGUAUUAAAAAAUAAGGAUAUUCAUAGAAAAAAGAAAAGGAACCUAUGGUUGAAAAAAAUUAAUUUAAGUGAAUUACCACAUAAAAAAUAUGGAAAUAAAUUAGGAUCAGUUGCAAAAAAAUUAUAUAUGAAUGGUUUGUAUCAAAAUCUUGAUAGAAAUAUGGAAAGAUAUAAUAAGGAUAAAUAUUAUAAUGAUGAAAAUAAUGUUUCUGUGGAGAGUAAUGGUCUUAUGUCAAGUAUACAAAGCCAAAUAUCUUCAGUUGAUAAUAAUAAUACAAUUUUAUGUAAUAAUUUAGAAUUGAUUGAGGAUAACCAAAAUGCUUGGAAUAUUAUAUGUAAUGAAUUAAAAUGUCAUUUACCAUUUUUACAACCAUAUAGCAUAACAGUGACAUUGAAUUAUUUGUCAAAAAUAAAUUAUGAUGAAUAUGAUAUAUUUAAAUUUAUAGCUAAUAAUAUUGAUGAGAGAUGGUUAAAGAACUUUAAUAUUAAAGAUUUAUCAUUAUUAUUAUUAUCUUAUUCAAGAUUGUAUAUAAAAUACGAUUCAUUCAUAAAUCGUAUAAGUAGAGAAUUGAUAUAUAAAAUAAGUUAUGCAUCAGUAGAUGACUUAUCAAAAAUAGCAUAUUCAUAUACCAAAAUGAAAAUAUAUGAUUAUGAGGUUUUUCUUCAUUUAUGUAAUGAAAUAAAAUAUAAAAUAAAAAAUGAAAAAGAUGAUAAGGUUGUUUGUGAACCACUUUGGGGAAAUUUAAAAGAAAGCAUGGAAGGUAAUAAUAUUCCUGUUAUAAAUACAGUAGAAAAUGAAAAAAAAAAUAUAAAUAAAAAUAUUAAUGAUAAUAAUAAUAAUAAGAAGAAGAAUAACAAACUAAAUAAUUUCAGUUGUGAAGAUAAACCAUUGGAUUUAAAAUCUUAUGAAGAUGUUCCUAUAGGAAUAGGAGAAUAUGGAAAUACUCAAAAAUUUAAUGAUAAUAAUAAAACGAGUAACUAUAAAAAAAAAAAAAAAGAAUCUUAUCAUACUGAUUAUAUAAGUAAAGAAGAAAAUGGAGUAGCUAUAGAUUAUAAUGUGGAUCAUAUAAAUGUUAAGGAAAAAGAAAAUAAAAAACAUUCUAGUUUGUGUUUGUUUUUAUAUUGUAUUGGUAAAAUGAAACAUCGUGAUAAUAAAUUACUAGGUAUAAUUGCUGAAUAUUUAAAAUUACAAUAUCUUAAUAAUAUCGAUAUAAGUAACAUGUGUUAUACAUUUUCUUUAUAUAAUUAUUAUUAUACAAAUGAUUUUUAUAAAAGUUUUUGUUUAAAAAGUAUGGGAAUAAUAAAUGAUAUUGAACCAUUACAAAGGGUUAUCAUUUUAACGUAUAUGCUAAAAAACCCCAUGUUAGAUAUGAUGCAUAUAUAUGUUAUGUAUCUUAAAAAUAUAAUAAAUGAAAUGAGUAAGAAUAAAAUAUACAAAGAAAACCUAUUUCUAAAUUUAUGUAUAAAUAGUAUAUCAUGUGAUACAUUUUUAAACUUCUUGUAUGAAUUGUUAUAUUCGAAAAAAAAAAAUUUUUCUAAGGAAGAAGAUCAGAAAUAUAUGACAUAUAUAAUAGAUAAUGCUUUCAUAAUAAUAAAUCUUAUACUAACUUAUAUAGACUUUUUUAUAAAGAAUAAAAAUAAAAAUAUAUCCUCUAGAGAUAUUGCUAAAAUUUUUAAUAUUCUAAUAAAAAUAUAUAAUAUCAAAAAUGACACAUUAAAUAUAUCUAAAUAUAAUAAUAUGAAACCGUUCCAAGACAUUAUAAAUUGUCUAAAUGUUCAAAUUGAGAAUACAUUAAACAUUAUAAUAAAUGAUAUAAAUAAAAUUCAUAUAUUUGACUUAACAAAUAUAAAAAAGAACUUGUUAAACUUUAAAUAUAAUAAUAACCAAUAUGAUGAACAAGUUAAAACAAUAUUAAAUUCUUUACGUUUAUUGGUAAAGUGA